AUGGGCCGAGCCCCUGCAUGGGGGCUCGACAUGACGGACCCUCAGGCGGUGGCGGUAUUCAAAGAAUACAAUCUGCGGCGACACUAUGAAUCCCGUCACAAAGACAAGUAUGAUAGCUUGCAAGGCCAAAUCCGAGCAGACAAACUCUCAAAGCUAAAAAGUGGACUGUUAGCUCAGCAGAAUACAUUUGUACGCCAAGCUCAGCUGAACCAGUCAUCUGUUCGGGCCAGCUUUCGGGUUGCUCAACUGACAGCAAGCAGCAGUAAACCUUUCACUGAUGGAGAGUUUGACAAGAAAUGCAUGAACGCUGUCGCAGAGGAGGUGUGUCCCGAGAAGAAAGAUGUCUUUAAUGCUGUGAGUCUAUCAGCGAGUACAAUCACCAGACGCAUUGAAGAAAUCAGGGGUAAUGUAUAUGCCCAGCUGCAACAGAAGACGAAAGAAUUUGAAUUUUUUUCAUUAGCACUGAAUGAAAGCACUGACGUGCAGGACACCGCGCAGCUGCUCAUUCUUACUCGUGGAGUUAGUGCAAACUUUGAGAUGCGCGAGGAGCUGGCAGCCCUCCAAAGUCUCAAAGGGACUAAGACGGGGGAGGAUAUUUUCGGCAAAGUGUACCAAACCAUGGAAGAGUUUGAUCUGAACUGGUCAAAGCUGGCCAGCAUCACAACUGAUGGGGCUCCUAGUAUGGUGGGUAUGUCUCGGGGUCUAAUAGGACUCAUGAACCGGGAGACGGAAGAACGAGGUCUCACCGCCACGCUACAAGUCCACUGCCUAAUUCACCAGCAUGCACUGUCUGCAAAGUGUUGA
Penaeus monodon (black tiger shrimp) is the source of this 804-nucleotide messenger RNA. Its product is annotated as general transcription factor II-I repeat domain-containing protein 2-like. The transcript has 2 exons. Lineage: Eukaryota; Metazoa; Arthropoda; Malacostraca; Decapoda; Penaeidae. Bases 1 to 804 code for a protein of 267 amino acids. The record is from RefSeq and is a predicted model, not a curated record.